AUGGGGCUCGCAGGCGCCACAGCGGAUGGGGCUCGCAGGCGCCACAGCGGAUGGGGCUCGCAGGCGCCACAGCGGAUGGGGCUCGCAGGCGCCACAGCGGAUGGGGCUCGCAGGCGCCACAGCGGAUGGGGCUCGCAGGCGCCACAGCGGAUGGGGCUCGCAGGCGCCACAGCGGAUGGGGCUCGCAGGCGCCACAGCGGAUGGGGCUCGCAGGCGCCACAGCGGAUGGGGCUCGCAGGCGCCACAGCGGAUGGGGCUCGCAGGCGCCACAGCGGAUGGGGCUCUCAGGCGCCACAGCGGAUGGGGCUCUCAGGCGCCACAGCGGAUGGGGCUCUCAGGCGCCACAGCGGAUGGGGCUCUCAGGCGCCACAGCGGAUGGGGCUCUCAGGCGCCACAGCGGAUGGGGCUCUCAGGCGCAACAGCGGAUGGGGCUCGCAGGCGCCACAGCGGAUGGGGCUCGCAGGCGCCACAGCGGAUGGGGCUCGCAGGCGCCACAGCGGAUGGGGCUCGCAGGCGCCACAGCGGAUGGGGCUCGCAGGCGCCACAGCGGAUGGGGCUCGCAGGCGCCACAGCGGAUGGGGCUCGCAGGCGCCACAGCGGAUGGGGCUCGCAGGCGCCACAGCGGAUGGGGCUCGCAGGCGCCACAGCGGAUGGGGCUCGCAGGCGCCACAGCGGAUGGGGCUCGCAGGCGCCACAGCGGAUGGGGCUCGCAGGCGCCACAGCGGAUGGGGCUCGCAGGCGCCACAGCGGAUGGGGCUCGCAGGCGCCACAGCGGAUGGGGCUCGCAGGCGCCACAGCGGAUGGGGCUCGCAGGCGCCACAGCGGAUGGGGCUCGCAGGCGCCACAGCGGAUGGGGCUCGCAGGCGCCACAGCGGAUGGGGCUCGCAGGCGCCACAGCGGAUGGGGCUCGCAGGCGCCACAGCGGAUGGGGCUCGCAGGGUCCACAGCGGAUGGGGCUCGCAGGCGCCACAGCGGCUGGGGCUCGCAGGCGCCACAGCGGCUGGGGCUCGCAGGCGCCACAGCGGCUGGGGCUCGCAGGCGCCACAGCGGCUGGGGCUCGCAGGCGCCACAGCGGCUGGGGCUCGCAGGCGCCACAGCGGCUGGGGCUCGCAGGCGCCACAGCGGCUGGGGCUCUCAGGCGCCACAGCGGCUGGGGCUCUCAGGCGCCACAGCGGCUGGGGCUCCCAGGCGCCACAGCGGCUGGGGCUCCCAGGCGCCACAGCGGCUGGGGCUCCCAGGCGCCACAGCGGCUGGGGCUCCCAGGCGCCACAGCGGCUGGGGCUCCCAGGCGCCACAGCGGCUGGGGCUCCCAGGCGCCACAGCGGCUGGGGCUCCCAGGCGCCACAGCGGCUGGGGCUCCCAGGCGCCACAGCGGCUGGGGCGCUACUACAACAACAGUAG
Molecule: messenger RNA, 1401 nt
Organism: Procambarus clarkii (red swamp crayfish)
Lineage: Eukaryota; Metazoa; Arthropoda; Malacostraca; Decapoda; Cambaridae
Source: RefSeq, a predicted model, not a curated record